Drosophila persimilis is the source of this 2606-nucleotide messenger RNA. RefSeq names its product sprouty-related, EVH1 domain-containing protein 2 (gene Spred). The transcript has 6 exons. NCBI's taxonomy places the organism in Eukaryota, Metazoa, Arthropoda, Insecta, Diptera, Drosophilidae. Gene Ontology annotation, molecular function: protein kinase binding. Gene Ontology annotation, biological process: negative regulation of MAPK cascade; multicellular organism development. Gene Ontology annotation, cellular component: membrane. The record is from RefSeq and is a predicted model, not a curated record.
AAUUUGUGUAAAUUGUGUUACAACGCCCAUAAAACAAAAUAACUAUCAAUAAGUCGCGUGAGCAGCAUCAGCAAAUGCCACUGGACGGGCCGUAGGAGUGGCGGGGCAGAACAUGAUUGUUUGGAAAUUUCGUUUUUGUUGCUUUUUGUUCUAUGAUUGUGUCUGCCUUGGUGUGUGAGUGUGGGUGCGUGCGAGUAGUCAAACAAAAGUAUUAAGCAAAAGUUACAUAUUUUGCAAAACGUUAAUUUCGCCUCGUUUCGAAAGGCAAAUCGCCCCCGCUCUUGCACCAGAGCUCGGUCAAGUUGCAACCUACGCAAAAUGAAAAUCAGAAACAAAAAGAAAAACAGUACAAGAAAAGGCGAUGCUGCAGCAAACAAUUAAAUUAACCAUUGAUGGAAAAUCUGUAAAAAUAUGUAGCUAUAGUGCAAUAUUUUUGCAUGAAUUGUAUAAACCUCAACUAAACAGUUCUAACAAGAAGUGUGCCAAAAUCUAAACGAAAAAAGUUAAAGAAAAAUAGAACAACUGAUUGCAAAAACCCCAAUAGGAGACGAAGUGCUCCCCGUUUUUCCCCAUCCCGUUUGCCGUGGCUGCUGUUGUUUUUGGUUUUCUUUUAUUUUUGGAAGUUUGUGCAGCAGCAGCUCUGAAUGUCUUUAUGCUUUAAUCAUGGUGUAUUUUGCCACCAACAACAACAACACCAACACAAUACGCUGCUAUAUUAAAAUCUUUCUGAUUACGAACCAUGACAGAAGGACAUGAAAGCGAAUUCUUAGUUACAGUACGCGCACAGGUAAUGACCAGAGACGAGAGUACCGAGGGCUGGCUACCGCUGGCCGGGGGUGGUCUGGCCAAUGUGUCCAUACGGAAACGGGCUAGACUAUCCCCACUGGCAUCGGGUCAUGACUACAUCAUCUAUGGGCAGAGGAUCUCCGAUCAAAGUGUCAUCUUGAGCUGUAUCAUCAAUCGUGAUCUAAAGUAUUACAAAGUAAUGCCAACAUUUCAUCAUUGGCGCGCCGGCAAGCAGCGCAACGGCCUUACAUUUCAAACGGCCGCCGAUGCGCGAGCCUUUGAUAAGGGUGUGCUGCGCGCCUAUAAUGAACUAAUUGAUGGACUGGCCAAAUCGAAUCCCACUAUUAUAUGCCCACCAUUGACCAAAUAUGAUUCGGUUGGUGAAGAUGAUGUAUUCAUGACCCUGGACUUACCUGUGGAGAGCGAGAGUUUACAAAAGAUACAUUCAAGCCCCGAGGGCAGCGAGAAAAGUCACAAGAGCAAGGACAGCUACAGCAACAAUUCCGAUUCGGAGAAGCUGCCAGCGGCACCAAUCCACUACAUAUCCACGGACAAGACAUCAACCACAACCACGACCCAGGAUGGACCACCGUCGUCUGCUGCACCGGCACCGGGCGCCGCCCAGAUUGCGGCCAGCGAGAAUUACUCGUAUGUGACGCUGACAGCGGUCCACCACGACUACAACUAUCCAGUGGUGGACCAGCCAGUGGGGGCACAGGUGCUCAAUGCACGCCGCGAGUCGAUCAGUGCACUGAAAAAGCGCAACGCGUUGGAGGCGGCCCAGGCAAUGGCGGCAGCCCAAACUGUAGGCACAGGCGGGGGCGGGAAGUCGCUGCAGAAGCAAAACGUAUCGGAAAUACUCAAGAAGGAGACGCGCUUGCGGUGUCGCUACUGUCACGAGCUGUACAGCGAAGAGUUCAAUCGGCGCGGGGCCUGCGAAUAUGCCCCGGACACCUUUCGCGCCGGCUACGAGUGCAUCUCGGGCAUGGGCUGUGCCAGGUGCAUGAUCUAUCACUGCAUGAGCGAUGCCGAGGGCGAGACGGCCCAGCAUCCGUGCGAAUGCAACGCCACCGAGGCCGGUUGCACCAAGCGCUGGCUGGGCCUGGCGGUGCUCUCUCUGUUCGUGCCCUGCCUCUGGUGUUAUCCGCCGCUGCGAGCCUGCCACUGGAUGGGCAUCCAGUGCGGUCUCUGCGGCGCCCAGCACAAACCGCAUGUCUGACACUUGGAGGCCAGAUUGCAGGGACAGUAUGAUGACGACCCCAGGCCCAGAAGUGAACUCCAGCACAAAAACCAGCAGCCGAACCACGCAAACCAAAGCAAAAACCAGCUAAACAACCAGCAGCACCACCACCGCUGUCAGACAGACGAGCAGACCAGAGACACCAAAAGUCAGACGCUGUGGCGCCCCAGGCCGCGCCAGUCCCAGCCCCAGGCGCACCCUCAAUCGCAGCGCCACUUUUACAACUGGGAACUGUCGCACAGCCUGGGUGCCCCACAGCAGGAGCAGCAGCCGGCGUACCUGAUGCAGCCGCGUACCAGCAAGGCGGCCCAAAACGACUACGGCCGCCUGCUGUUCUAAAUGAGAAGUAUCGCUUUUUGUGCGAUUUUGGGAGUUGCGAAUCUGGCGAAUCCCUGUAUACACUGUACUCCAUUUGAUUUGCCAUAAUUUAUUGUACAUACAAUAGCAAGCGAAUUGACGCAUGUAUUUUAUAUAUUAUAUAUAUUUUGUAAUUGUAAUUGUAAUUGUAAUUUAUUAUUAGUGCGCUCUCGCUUAAUUAUACUUUUGUAAAAACGGGCUAUUCUUUUUAAUUUACUUUAAU